This is a messenger RNA of Suillus paluster, 498 nucleotides long. RefSeq lists its product as uncharacterized. Lineage: Eukaryota; Fungi; Basidiomycota; Agaricomycetes; Boletales; Suillaceae. The transcript is spliced from 2 exons. Bases 179 to 445 code for a protein of 88 amino acids. The record is from RefSeq and is a predicted model, not a curated record.
AGCAUGUGGACAGAGUUUGAGUGGGAGAACAGGGUGAAUGUAUCGACGAACAUGUCAUAUGUCUCCUGGCUGUUAUACCGACUUUCCGACUUUCUCGCUAACUCAUACGUAGUGACCCUCUCGACUACCUGAAACACUGAGGUCCACCAACGUGUCCUGUCGAACACCACCAGGAGCCAUGUCGGGUAACUGCGAUUCCCUAAAUGCAAACAUGCAUGCUCGAAGUCUAUUCGGCGAAGACGCGUCAGCCAAUCUUACCAUCGAGAAGACAGAAGCUGGGAUCGUUGAUAUUCGGAGUAAGACGCAGUGUAUUUCUUAUGUGAGUUUUUUUAAAACUGCGUUUGGGGUUGAGGUCCACUGGAUUCAGGGUGGGAUUGUAGCUCAGACUGAUGGUAAGCACGCUGGUACUGAUAGAUCAUCGAACUUUGCUUCUCAACAGAUGUGACAAUGCACUAUGAGUUUUUUGUGUGUGUACUACUGAAUCAUAAAAAACCAAUC